UGCAUCCCUGCCCAGGGGCGCAGCGGCGCGGGCACGGGGCCCCUGCCAGCGCUCAGUAGCACCAGCUCCUGGUUUCCAGUGGCCCCAGAGAGGAAGGUCUUAUCGCCUAGAUGAGAGCAGUAGCCAACUAUGGAGGAUAAGGCUGAGUCUAUGAAUGAUCCCUCCCACAUAAAAACAAAGCCACCUCCAAACACAUGCCCCAGGGCCUCAGGCUCUCUGCAAAACCUAAAGAGUGGGGAUCUACCCCAGCCCCAGGAGGAAGCUGACUUCUCAGGGGAUUCACAGAGGCCUGAUGUUUGAACCACCAAUGUGGCUUCAAGGUCUUGCCUUUACCUCUUCGUUCCUACUGCUGCACCACACCUUUCAAGGGCCUGCUUGAUUUAUUUCUAGAAAAACAGCAUUGGGUAAGUCAUUGAAGCCUCCCCAAACUUGGACAUUUUCUUUUGGAUCCUGGAGCCCAGUGGUUAGAGCAGAAGAGAAGCAGCAAAGGGCCAGGGCAGGAGCAGAAGGGUCCCAGGAUGGCGCUCAAUGACACAGCCUCUUCCUUUUGCCUGGACUCUACUGUGUAUAAGAUCACCAUCAGUGUGGUCCUCAUAGUCCUCAUCCUCAUCACUGUCGCCGGCAAUGUGGUUGUCUGCCUGGCUGUAGGCUUGAAUCGCCGGCUCCGCAGUCUGACCAACUGCUUCAUAGUGUCCUUGGCAGUCACAGACCUGCUCCUGGGCCUCCUGGUGCUGCCCUUCUCUGCCAUCUACCAGCUGUCCUGCAAAUGGAGCUUCAGCAAGGUCUUCUGCAAUAUCUACACCAGCCUGGACGUGAUGCUCUGCACAGCCUCCAUCCUCAACCUCUUCAUGAUCAGCCUCGACCGCUACUGCGCCGUCACCGACCCACUGAGGUACCCUGUGCUCAUCACCCCAGUUCGGGUUGCUAUCUCUCUAGUCUUCAUCUGGGUCAUUUCUAUCACCUUGUCCUUCCUGUCUAUACACCUGGGUUGGAAUAGCAGGAAUGAGACCAGCAAGGAUAAUGACACCAUCCUCAAGUGCAAAGUCCAAGUCAACGAAGUGUAUGGGUUGGUGGACGGACUGGUCACCUUCUACCUACCUCUGCUGAUAAUGUGCAUCACAUACUUUCGCAUCUUUAAGAUUGCUCGGGAGCAGGCCAAGAGAAUCAAUCACAUUGGCUCCUGGAAGGCAGCCACCAUCAGGGAGCACAAAGCCACAGUGACACUGGCUGCCGUGAUGGGGGCCUUCAUCAUCUGCUGGUUUCCCUACUUCACCGUUUUUGUUUACCGUGGGCUGAAAGGGGAUGACGCUGUCAAUGAGGUGUUUGAAGCCAUUGUUUUGUGGCUGGGCUAUGCCAACUCAGCCUUGAACCCCAUCCUGUAUGCUGCCCUCAACAGAGACUUCCGCACCGCCUACCAUCAGCUCUUCUGCUGCAGGCUCACCAGCCGCAACUCCCACGAGACUUCUCUAAGACUGAACAACUCUCAGCUGAUCAGGAGCCAAAGCCAAGAGCCCAGGUGGCAGGAGGAGAAACCCUUGAACCUCCAGGUGUGGAGUGGGACAGAAGCCACAUCCCCACAGGGAGCCACAAGCAGAUGGAGAGAAAACAUGAAUUUCCUGGGUCAGAGGAACUCAGUCACUUCUAGUUGGAAACCCAGUGACUCCGGAAGUGAAAAGAGUCUAUACAGGACUCGCCCAGCUCCUCACUUCCUCCUUCCCUCUGGGGUAAGUUUCCCAGCCUAUUUGGGCCACUCCAGACCUAUCCUGUAGGCUUCUCUGCCCAGGCAUUUCUGGGCCCAGGAGUCCUGUCUUGCUGCCCCUGGCCUCUCCCUGCACUGAGAAUCAAUCACAGCCUCCCAGGGGCCUUGGCCUAUGCUGCAGGCUCCUAACCCCCAUCCCCACCCUGACACCCGUAGAAGGUAGUCCCAGCUAUGUGCUAGGACUCACUGUAGGAGCUCCUGUACCCUCUGUGGGAGCGGAGGAAUGAGGGUCCAGGGACAGCAAUGAGGCCUCCUCUCUGCUAUUUCUGUUUCCCAGAAGACCCAUACCCUUCCAAGCAGUGUUGUUCUGUCCUACCAGGCAGAAAGUGGAGUUCAAGGCUCUGUGCUCUGAGCACCCCAAAAUCAUCCUCUAGUCACCCACUUUCAAUCAGGCUUUUGAUCCCAAGGGAGAUGGGCAGGCUAGAGAUCCACCCCAGCCUCUACCUCUCAGCCCCCUGCAUCUUCCCCACUGUGCCUGCUCCUCCCUGGGUAGAGGGACUCUGAGCUCCAGGUCCUUGAAACUCUAGUGCACUUUGAUGUCUCUGCCCACACCUGUGGGCUUCAGCUACCUCUCCACCUGCCUGUGGUGUCUGCCUCAGACUGGGAUCUGCUAGUGGGGCAGACCAACAAGGGUAGGGGCAAGGCUCCCCUCAUCGUCUCAAAGUAGUGUCCUGGGCCGCCCCACCCGAGAAGCACCUCACACCCAGCCCAGCACAUUCACUCACUGCCUGGUCAGGGCAACUAGUGAGCCUCGAUUGGUAACGGCUGAGCCCCAGUCAGGCCACCUGGGAGCUGAUGCCCGUGGGCACAUUACUUAACCUUUCCAUGCUUUGAUUUCUUCUUCCAUAAGAUGGGAAUGAUACUCGUACCCACUCCAAAAAUUGUUGUAAGGGUUAAAGGAGAGGGUAAAUACAGAUAGUGUCUGUCACCUGAGGAACUCCCAGUGACCACCAGCUAGCAUGCAAGCGGGUGUAUGAAGGGCCCCAGAAUUGGCUGAAAUGUUUCCCUGCCAUACGUUACAAUUGCCUUUGCAUUUGUUUUGCCAUUGUGCAGUUCUCUAUUGGACAUCUCGGUGUAGAGACCAUUCAGAUUUCUUUCAGAUUAUUUUCCUAGAAACUGAAUUUCUGGAAACAGAAUUGCUAGCCAAAAGGAAGGGAUAUUUUAGGCCCUUUGUUCCAUUUUGUCUGUUUUCAGGACAGGCUGUAGGGGCCUCCCUUCCACCAGCAAAAUCUGCAGGUGUCACUUCCUUGAAGCCAUAUGAGCAGUAGGGUCCUGGAAGUGUCAGAAGUGUGGCUGACUAGGGCAGAGGGUACAGGCCACAAGGAGAAGAGGCCACUGGCAUUUAAAGAUGUGCAGAGGGUUCCAGGUUAAGGGGACAAGAGUCUUUGAAGGAGCUAAACAAGAAGCAUCUGAGGGGAGAAAUGCUGUCCCUUAUCCAAGGCCUAAGCCUCCGGAGUCUGGUGGUCAGGAGGAGCUCAAAACAGAGACCAGUAAGACAGUUGCAGAAGCUGAGCCAGGAUACAGCAUCCAGCAAGGCUGGAGUGGGCCCUGAUGCUACAGCUCACUGCUAGAUGACUAAAUGAAAGGCCUCUCCAAGCCUCAGUUUCUCCAUGUAUGGAGCAGGUAUGAUGCUUUGCCUGUCUCCCAGGAAUGGAUGAACAGGUGAUGGGCAUAGAAUUUAGGAAUUUCCCUGGGUACUUUGGGUUCUUUUGCCAGAAGCAUCCACUGGCAUGAAUGAACAGGAACUAUGAGAUUUCCUUCAGUUUAAAAAAUAUUUCAUUUUCAAGAACAGACUGGUGAAGUGGACAGGUCUCAAGAAGUGGUUUUUGAAAAGUUUGAGAAAUAGGGCAGGGUGAGCACAAGGUCGGGACUGGUAAGACCUGAGUAUGAACCAAAUCCCAGAGAGGACUGGCAUCAAGCAGCACCCUCUGAGCUCUGUUCUCUUUAUUGCAAGGGGUUGAUGGGCAGGGACCCUCCACCUUUGUAGUUGGGCUGACCUGUGCUUGCUGAGAACUGUAUGCCUCAUUCACUGUGAGCCUUUGCCAAAGCAACUGAAGAGCUUUGAGCCUUGAAUCAGCACCUGUUAGAGUCAACAUUAUAAAUACAUGAUAUAUGGAUGAUGUCAAAGUCAAGUGAGAUUGAAGAGGUUAAGUGCCUGAUCCAUGAGCCUGCCCAGUAUUUUAUGAUUCAGCAUUUCGAGCUCAGCAGGAAGAAAUGGAUGCCAUGGAGAUGGGAGGGGCUGAUCAGGAAGUAGAACUCACCAACCCUUCACUUCUUUUUCAAGCAUCAUGCCCAAUGUGCAGCAACAUAUCCAGCACCGACUUCCUGGCUGUGUAGCCUUGGGCAAGUUUCCCCAUUCUUUGGCCUCCUUUUCUUCCUGUAUAAAAUGAGGAGAAUGAUAGUGCCUACCCCAGAGGAUCAGUGUGAGAAUUAAUGGGGUUAAAAUAUAUAUAAAAUGCUGAUGGCCAGGCUUGGCAUGCAGGAGGUGUCAGUGAUGGUAGCUUUUCUGUGAUUGUGCUCCCGGCUCCAUGCACAGGGCUUGGAUCUAGCAUGUGGUGGUGAAGCCCUUUCCUCCACUCACCAGCUGUGUGCCCUAGCCAGAUCACUGACCCCAUGAUGGGCCGGUCCUACAUGUGCAAGACAUAGGAGGUGUGCCCACUCACAGGGCUGCUGGCAGAGCCCCAGGCCAAGCACAAUACGUGUUCAACAUUGGUAUGGAAUCAUAUUCUUGACCUACGGUUUUAUAUUCACAAGCACACUCAUAAGCAUUGUUCAGACCUACUCCUCACAGCUUCCCAGUGGUUACCUUGACAGAGGGUGUGUUAGCUUUACAUUGUUAUGGCAAAAUACCUGAGAUAAUCAAUUUAAAAGGAAGGAAUUUGGGCUCAUGGUUUCAGAGGUACUAGUUUGUGGUUGGUUGACUCUAUUGCUCUUGGGUCUGUGGCAGCACAGCAAAUCCUGGGUUGUGUGAGUGCAUGGUAGAAAAAAGCUAUUCAUCUUAUGGGUCCCAAUAUCCCCUUGAAGGACUCACCCCCAAUGACCUAAUGUCCUCCCAUAAAUCUCACCUCCUACAGGUUCUACCACUUCCCAACAGGGCCAUGGCUCCAACACUGAGCCUUUGGAGAACAUUCAAGAUCCACAUUACAGCAGAGGUGAAAGAAAUGCACCUUGGGCACUUACUGCCCCAAGCAGCCAUAAAAUCCUAGAGAUGUGCCAGUUCACACCAUAGACUGAGACUGUCUCUUGGUCAGUUUCUAACAUUCUCCUUCUCCAGAGCCUUCAGUGGCUCUCCAGUGCCUGCCAGAUUAUAACCAAGACUCCUCCACCAAGACCAACUGGUUAUGGCUAUAGAAUCUCUUUUUGCCCCCUAUUCCUCUGCAGCUAAGAGGAGUUUGUCCAGCUAAACUACUCCAUCCCUAUUCUAAGCGCACAAGCCUCAUUUCAUGCUAUUCCCUCUGCCCAAAAAGCCUCUUCACAGCCCCAAACACUGCCAUUAAACUGCCACUCACUGCAUCAGUCCCGACCCAAAUGCCAACUGCUCCAGGCACCUGAACAGGGAAAGCUUCUGUGCCACACAGUCCUAAUAACACACACUCACUCAUACUCAGAGGCACACACAUCCACACACACGCUGGCAAUAUACUCUUUUGUGCGUGCAUACUUAUCCAUAUGAGUAUGUUCGUACAUAUGCACACACAUUCCCACUCCCUCUUGCUCACUUUUAGACUCAUGUCAGCACAAACAUGUAGUUUUGUUUUUAUACUACAGCAACUGAACCAGGCAUAUUAUUACCUAUAAAUUACUGGAGACCAGAACCCUGCCCAGAUUUUCUUUUUGUCUUUGUUAUCAUCUCUAUCAAAUUCAAUGAAUCUGCCCCUGUGAGAAGCAGCACACUACAGUGGGAAGUGUGUUUGGAGUCAGAUGGCUUGAGCUUGGCUGCUUAGUACCUGGGGCAUGUCUCACCCACCUGGAACCUUAGUUCCAUGAGCGGUGAAAUCCAAACACAUACAGCACUUGCCUUGGAGUACCACUGGGGUGUUUAAAUAGAAAAAGGGUGCAGAAAAUUUGGCAUAGAAUCACAGGAAACGUUGCUUCUUGCCAAUCAUUUAAUCAUUCACCAGCACAAUUCACGGAUGCCUACUAGAGUACAGCCAACCUCCCUUCCUACCCUCUCCCGGUCUGAUCCUAACCUAGGGCCCACAAGUGUUAAGGGAUGUGUAUCCUGAGAAAUCCCUAACAAAACCUCCUUCAUGGGCAUAAAGCUUUCAGACUCCCACAAUCUAUUUCUCCUUCUAUGAGAAUAAAUAAAAAGGUAGCAGCUAUUGCCUCUGAUCACAAGUGCCAAGGAGUUUCAAGGAGACUUUCUUAGAUAAAUUUGACCUUAUUUGCACAAAUACAAACCCAGGGUAUUUCCAAAACUUGCAGAAAGUCUUUGCCCAAUUUGUUCACACUAGCUUGCUAAGGACAGAACACCAGCUCCCCUGGGUGACUUCUGAUUAGGUGGCAUCUCUGUUAAUCAUACCUGCCCUGCCCUGCCCUUGCCCCUUUACUCCUUCAAAGCAGAUCCUAGUGGCAGGCAAAUGCCCUGUGUCUUUUCCAGAAAAUCAUGAGAAGUCCAUGAAAAAUAAAUCAUUCCCAAGCAGAAGGCCAAAGUUUAGUCAUUUCAAUUUACCAUAAACAAAUUGGUUUACGGUAGAAAAUAAAAGGUUAAGAAGAGAAUAGUGGACUCUGGAUAAGUCAGUGUCCUGAAAUUUCUGUGCCAUGAGGUAUUUUAAAACAAUCAAAAAAG
Fukomys damarensis (Damara mole-rat) is the source of this 6548-nucleotide messenger RNA. It is a transcript of the gene Hrh2, whose product is annotated as histamine receptor H2. The coding region runs from base 519 to 1769 and encodes 416 amino acids. NCBI's taxonomy places the organism in Eukaryota, Metazoa, Chordata, Mammalia, Rodentia, Bathyergidae. The record is from RefSeq and is a predicted model, not a curated record. Gene Ontology annotation, cellular component: dendrite; membrane. Gene Ontology annotation, biological process: gastric acid secretion; positive regulation of vasoconstriction; chemical synaptic transmission. The transcript is spliced from 3 exons. Gene Ontology annotation, molecular function: histamine receptor activity; G protein-coupled serotonin receptor activity; neurotransmitter receptor activity.